Molecule: messenger RNA, 435 nt
Organism: Rotaria sordida
Lineage: Eukaryota; Metazoa; Rotifera; Eurotatoria; Philodinida; Philodinidae
Source: the annotation of a GenBank genome assembly
AUGACAACUCUACAACGAUAUAAUCGUCUUAGAAAUGAAUAUAAUCAUUAUAAACGUCGUUCUAAAAUGUUACAUUCAAUAACAAUACAAAAACGAGAUGAACUUGAAAAUUUAAUUAAUCAUAUUAAUCAUUUAUUAUUAUUAGAAAAUCAAAUGAAUAUAUCUAUUCAAUCAAAUAAACAAGUACAAAUUGAAUCAUAUUUUUGUACAUAUGAUCAUGGUGAUCAUUCGUCUAUAUCACCAAUAAUUUCAUUAGAAAAAUUUUUAACUUAUGAAGAAUCUGAGGAUGAUGAUGAUGAUGAUCCUUUAUUACAACGUCUUAGAUUAACAAAACCAAGUCGAUUAAAAACUUCAUCACGACAAAUUUUAAAUACAAAUAAUUCAAAUAUUCUUGAUAAAAUACAUACAGUCUAUGAUGAAUAUCUUUCUGAAUGA